GAGACUACUACAUCAAACACGAAUAUCUCGGCUGCCGUUACCGCUAGUUCCACGCAGACUAGGACCUCCUCUGCCGUGGGGUCAUCCAACGUUGAUGUGGUGGCUCACCUCAAUAAGCUGUACGAAGAGAUAGGAAAGUUAAAACUCGAUAGGAGAUCUAGAGGUCGUUCACAUAGCCGCACCAGCUCGACUCGUGGCAGAUCUUCGUCACGAGCUGGCAGCAGACGUCGUAGGCCUAAAAAUUCCCAGCCUGGAGUGUGCUGGUAUCACCGGCGUUAUGGUGAUAAGGCCCAAAAGUGCACUCGCCCGUGCACCUUUGAUGGCCAGCAAUCGGGAAACCUGUAAGCCAGCAUGUAUUGGCGACUAACGUCGCUGGCGAACCACUUCCAUGUCGCCUCUUCUAUGUUACCGACCGUACCACUGGGACACGCUUCCUAGUUGACACUGGGGCGGAAGUUAGCGUAAUCCCACCAACAUCUGAAGAGCGCAAGCGGCCACUUUCCGUACAGCUUCGCGCCGCAAACGGUUCACCAAUCACAACGUAUGGCAAAAAGUUCCUGGACCUUAACAUAGGCCUACGUAGGUCAUUUCGCUGGGUUUUCCUUGUAGCAGAUGUAACUACUGGUAUUAUUGGCAUGGAUCUCAUGCAACACUAUCAGCUACUGGUUGAUACUGGCAAACACAAACUGAUCGAUUCAGCUACAAGCCUUUCGAUCUCCGGUGUUGUGACACACACACCUGCAUUAAGCCCAGUAUACUCAACCCCUGCCUCUAACGGCCCUUACGCUGAAGUUCUUCAGUCCUUUGCCAAUCUGUUCAAACCGGUUUCUAAACUUCCUAGUGUGACGUCUACUGUCACUCAUCAUAUCGUGACCACUGGUCCACCGGUCUUCGCUAAACCACGGCGAUUGUCCCCAGAAAAACUACAAGCCGUGAAGGCUGAAUUCGAACAUAUGUUAGAUAUGGGGAUAAUCCGUCCUUUCAGCAGCCCGUGGUCUUCCCCUUUACACGUGGUACCAAAGACUAACGGGAUAGAUUGGAGGCCUUGUGGUGACUACCGCAGGCUUAACGCACAGACCGUACCUGAUCGUUACCCCGUACCACACAUUCAUGACCUUACGUCGUCUCUCAAGGGUGCCACGGUAUUCAGUAAACUGGACUUAACCAGGGCCUAUCACCAGAUUCCAGUUCACCCAGAUGAUAUUCCUAAAACGGCAGUGACCACCCCUUUUGGUCUUUUCGAAUUUCUUCGAAUGCCGUUUGGUCUCCGCAACGCCGCACAAACAUUCCAGCGGUUUAUUCACGAUGUUUUGCGAGGAUUAGAUUGCGCACAUGCUUACCUCGACGAUAUUCUCGUGGCUAGCCCAGACGAAGCUAGCCACCGUACGCAUCUACAGAUGGUUUUCGAGCGGCUAACAGCCCAUGGUUUGACACUAAACAUGUCCAAAUGUCAGGUUGGCGUCCAUUCAUUGACCUUCCUGGGACAUGUCAUUAAUGAGCAGGGAAUUCGCCCGCUACCUGAGAAGGUACAGGCAAUACGCGACUUCCCGGAACCUGCGUCAAUGAAAUCUUUACGCACAUUUCUCGGCAUGGUGAGCUAUUAUCGACGGUUCGUCCCCCAAUGUGCACAUAUUUUACUGCCACUCACAGACCUACUAAAGGGUAGGAACAAAACGUUCAGCAUGACAUCAGAGGCUCGAGAAGCCUUCCAGAAUAUAAAGUCGGCAAUUGCAGACGCCACCAUGCUAGUCCACCUUGACGUCCAUCUUCCACUUAGCAUCUCAGUUGACGCAUCUAACACAGCCAUUGGAGCUGUUCUACAGCAACUGGUACAUACUUCAUGGAUACCAGUUGCCUUUUUCUCCCGGAAGUUGUCCGCCGCGGAAGCGAGGUAUAGCACCUUUGGCAGAGAACUCCUCGCCAUAUACGCGGCUAUCAAACAUUUUCGCUAUUUUGUCGAAGGACGGAAAUUCACAGUAUUUACCGAUCACAAGCCACUGACGUAUGCCCUCCACACUACUACAGAUAGAUAUUCCCCACGCGAAUUGCGUCACUUGGAUUAUAUCUCUCAAUUCACUUCGGAUAUUAGACAUAUUUCGGGGGUGGACAAUGCUGUGGCAGACGCCUUGUCUCGGAUAUGUACCAUGUCGGCGCCUCCAACCAUUGACUUGAAACAAAUGGCGCAACGUCAGCUUACAGAGUUAGAUCUUGAUAAGCUGUCGUCAAAUACCUCCUUACAUAUCAAGCGUAUACCGCUCGUUAAUAACGACGUCUGCUGCCAGCUCGUGACGAAGAUCUGCCACGAGUCGAGCUGGUGCGGCUAUGUGAACGACCUCUAGAUCUCCUAUCGAGUUUUAACUUUCCUAUCUCUUCGUACAGCUUAUUGAGGUGAGCCACCACAUCAACGUUGGAUGACCCCACGGCAGAGGAGGUCCUAGUCUGCGUGGAACUAGCGGUAACGGCAGCCGAGAUAUUCGUGUUUGAUGUAGUAGUCUCUACUACUCUAUCGGCUGCCUCAGCUAGCUCAGAUAAGGGGGAAUGGUUGAUUGGGGCUAAAAUAGUCUGAAUCGUCUGGGGUAACCGUUGUAACCACAGCUGUUUCAAGAAGGCAUCGUCUAUUUUGAAGUCGGCCACCAACUGCCUCAUUUGACGUAACAGUUGGGUGGGCUUUCUAUCACCUAGGUGAACAUCUCGGAAUAGUUCCUGCGCUUUCUGUUGUUCGGUAAGUGCCACGAGCUUAAUAAGCGCCUGCUUGAGACGCUCGUACAAGCCC
This is a messenger RNA of Trichobilharzia szidati, 2773 nucleotides long. Lineage: Eukaryota; Metazoa; Platyhelminthes; Trematoda; Strigeidida; Schistosomatidae. The record is from the annotation of a GenBank genome assembly.